AUGUUAUGUAUACAAGGUACGCAAUCGCAGUUGGACAAAGACGAGUACUUUCUCUGCCACUUGGCUACGGGCAACAUCUUGCGCGCUGCUGUAGCUGCUGGCACCCACGUAGGCAAAAACGUCAAAGCCGCGAUGGAGUCGGGCGCACUUGUGACCAACGAGAUUGUCGUCGGUAUUUUAAAGGACGCCAUCAAGAGUACGGAAUGCCGUCCUUCGAUUUAA
Molecule: messenger RNA, 222 nt
Organism: Peronospora matthiolae
Lineage: Eukaryota; Oomycota; Peronosporomycetes; Peronosporales; Peronosporaceae
Source: the annotation of a GenBank genome assembly